Messenger RNA from Malus domestica (apple), 3098 nucleotides. The record is from RefSeq and is a predicted model, not a curated record. Lineage: Eukaryota; Viridiplantae; Streptophyta; Magnoliopsida; Rosales; Rosaceae.
AUAAACGACUAUAGUGCCAUCCAUCUGUCAUCGACCUUUACCACGUGGUUCUGUUUUUCGUUGUUCAUGCAUUUAACAUUAUCUGUAAAUUUUCAGCUACCUUUUUGGUUCUCUCUCUCUGGUACUUAUUUUCUUGCUAUUCUUCGUUGACUUCGAAUCCAGGAAUGAGUAACCUCAAGUUAGCGGUGGAGGUUGUGAGUGCCCAUAACCUUAUGCUGAGACAUGGACAAAGCACAACCAGUGCUUAUGUGGAGUUCCUGUUCGAUCGUCAGAGAGCCCGAACCAGCACAAAAGCAAGAGAUGUCAAUCAUGUUUGGAAUGAAACCAUCUUCUUUGAUGUCUCCGAUCCAAACCGCCUGCGUGACCUCGUUGUUGAGGCCAAUGUUUUCCACAAUGGAAAUGCCAACUCUACAACUUUCCUUGGAAAGGUUUGUCUGCCUGGGACAUCAUUUGUCCCAUACUCUGAUGCUCAUGUUUCGCUCUACUCUCUUAAAAAAAGAGGUGUUUUCUCUUUCUCCCGCGUGAGAGGAGAGCUUGCUCUGAAGGCUUACCUUGCAAACCCAAAUCAAUCGCAGCCAUCGGUGAACCAUGAGGCGAAGUCCGAAUCCCAUGAGCCUCCUAAAGUUGCUCCGAAGAACUCAGGUUCUUCAUCUCGACCGUCUGAUUAUCUGCUUAAAGAGUCAAGUCCUUACUUGGGAGGGGGGCAGGUUGUUCGUGGGCGAUUUGUGCGUGGAGACAGUCCAGUCAUCAGCACCCAUGAGCUUGUCGAAACAAUGCAUUACCUGUUUGUACGCGUUGUGAAGGCCCUCGACCUUUCUUGUCGUGACGCAUAUGUGGAAGUGAAAGUUGGGAACUGCAAAGGAAUUACAAGAAGUUUGGAGAAAAAGCAGAACCCUGAAUGGAAUGAGUUUGCUCUCGAUGAAGUUCAGACUCGAGUUCCAGUGGCUCCGGAAAGGCAUCAGCUAGUAGACAAGGAUGGGAAGAAGAAGAAGAAAGGGGAACUAAUGCUUGCUGUAUGGUAUGGCACUCAAGCUGAUGAAGCUUUUCCAAAUGCCUGGUAUUCUGAUAUAAUUCUUCCUGAUGAUAUGUCUUCAGCUGCUUAUACACAUGUCCGCUCAAAAGUUUACGAUUCACCAAGAUUAUGGUACGUACGGGUAAAGGUGAUUGAGGCACGGGACUUGGUUGUACCUGACACAUCUCGAAUCCCAGAUGCAUACGCAAGUAUACAAAUCGGUCAUCAGUGUUUAAAGACAAGAGAAGUUCAAUCUCUGAACCCAAUGUGGAAUGAGGAACUUAUGUUUGUCACUGCCGAACCCUUUGAUGAUCAACAUCUGAUCGUUUCUGUUGAAGAUCAUGUAUGUCCAGACAAAGAGGAGACAUUAGGAAGAGUUUCCAUAGCAUUGAACUCCGUUAAGAGGUGCGGUGAAUCUGCUGAUGAUGAUCAAAUUAUCUGUGGGCAGUGGUUUAACCUUGACAUGUCUCUGUCAAAUGCCAUGGAGAAAGAUAGAGAUCAUAAGUUUUCCAGGAGAAUCCAUCUCCAUGUUUGUCUAGAUGGAGGGUACCAUUUACUUGAUGAUUCUUCUAACUAUUGCAACGACCUGCAGCGGCCUGUUGGUGUCUUAGAGCUCGGAGUUCUAAAUGCCAAAGACCUAAUGCCAAUGAAAACAGAGACUGGGAAGGCUACAACUGACUCGUAUUGUGUGGCGAAGUUUGGCGACAAAUGGGUUCGUACUCGAACCAUAACUAACAGCCCAAGUCCAAAAUACAGUGAGCAGUACACUUGGGAGGUAUAUGAUCCUGUCUCAAUUCUCACAGUCGGGGUUUUUGAUAACAGGCAGAUUGGCAAUUCAAGUGGAAAAAAAGAUAAAGAAAUUGGCAAGGUCCGGAUUCGAAUCUCUACCCUCGAAUCAGACCGCGUGUACACACACUGUUAUCCAUUACUAUCCCUUUCUCCUUCUGGUGUCAAGAAGACGGGCGAAUUACAUCUUGCAAUAAGGUUUUCAUGCAUAUCAUUGGCCAAUCUGAUGUUGAUUUACUUUCAACCCGUUUCGGUAAAGGUGCAGCCAGGCACAUUGAGGGAUCAAGCUGUGUUGGUGGUGGCAGAUAGGCUUGCUCAGGUAGAACCACCUCUUGGGAAGGAAGUAGUUGAAUACAUGUACUCUGAUGCUGCAGAUGUUCAUGUUUGGAGCCUGAGGCGCAGCAAGGCAAACUUUUUCAGAAUGAUGGGUGUUUUAUCCUGGUUCAUUUCUGUUCUGAAAUGGUUUGAUGAAGUAUGUGCAUGGAGAAGUUCCAUUAUAACAGUGCUAGUACAUGUCCUGUUUGUGAUGCUGGUGUGCACUCCGGAACUUAUUUUGUCAACUGUUUUCCUAUACAUGUUCCUUACAGGGAUUUCGAACUUGCGGUACCGCCCAAGACACCCUCUCCAUGUGGACACAAGGCUCUCACAUGCAGACGCUGCGCACCCUGAUGAGCUUGAUGAAGAAUUUGACACAUUUCCAACUUCACAAAACGAUGAAAUAAUGAAGAUGAGGUACGACCGCUUGAGGAGUAUUGCCGGAAGGAUUCAAACUGUGGUGGGGGAUGUUGCAACGAUGGGGGAGCGGAUUCAGGAAUUUCUCAUCAGUUGGCGGGAUCCUCGCGCCACUUUUAUAUUCAUCACAUUCUGUCUUUUUGUUGCCAUUUUGUUGUUUGUGACACCGUUGAAGGUUGUAGUUAUUGUUGGUGGGUUUUACUUGAUGAGGCACCCCAGGUUGCGGCGUAGGAAACAAAUGCCAUCAAUCCUGGCUAACUUCUACAGAAGGUUGCCCGAGAAGUCGGAGUGUAUUUUUUAAAUACCCCAUUAUUCACUUAUUUAGAUGUGGUAAAGUUAGUACCUUUGAAUUUUCAUGGUAAUUCUUGUAAAACUUGCAUGCUUGCUGCUCGAAAAAUUCAAGCAUACGGCUGUCGUAGUUCUCUCACAGGAAGUGGGCUUCAACCGUGACGUGAGUCCCACCCUCUGUUAGGGGGCUGCCGUAUGUAACAGCCCGUAUACAAGGAUUUUGUCGUGCUGCUGUGAUCUCCCAAAUUAAUUAUUGAUUUGGAAAAGCGUCGGUUUACAA